UCAAAAAGUUUUCUAGAAAGGUUGAUGUGGGUUCUAACCAAGAGCUAUGUGAAUGAGCAGUUUGAGAGCAGAACCUCCAGCUUCCUUCUCCAUCCCCUAGCCAACUCAUGAUUGCAACCUCAUGAGAGAUGCUGAGCCAGAAACAGCCAGCUAAACUGCUACUGAUUUCCUGACCCACCGAAACUCAUGGAAUUCAUCAGCAACCAGAAAUGAAAGCAUUUGAAAGCAAAUUUUAAAAUCCUGCUAACCAUUGAAUUUGACCAGCAUUCAUUGUGACACUAUUAUGCAGUUAUCAUUACCCUAAAACCAAGAAGCAUAUAUCAUAGGAUUCCUGCAAAGAAACUGAAAAGAAAACAAAUUAAAAUACAGUAAGUGCUAAAAAGGACAUGAAGAGAUCUUUGGGGAACAUAUCUUUGUUGGGAAAACUUUAUGGAGAGAGAUGGUUGAUUAACAAAUGAAGACACCCCAGAUAGGAGGAAGCCAUGGCUUUGGAGCAGGUAACAUCUAAAGGGACUGGUUUAAAUCCUAAUGCCAAAGUAUGGCAAGAAAUUCCUCCUGGAAAUCCUGAUGCCACUCCUGUGACUCAUGGAACUGAAAGCUCUUGGCCUGAAACAGCAGCCACAUCAGGGUCUCAGACUGAGGGCAAUACAGAGCUUUCGGAAGAUAUGUGUAAAGAAUAUGAAAUAAUGUAUCCUCCAUCUUGUGAAACUACAAGAAAUACUGCUGUUGAUGAAGAACCAACUGAGGGAAUGAUUUUAGGACCUGAAGAUAUGAGUUACCAAAUAUAUGACAUUUCUGGAGAAAGCAGUUCAGCAAUUUCUACAGAAGAUCUAAAAGAAUGUCUGAAGAAACAAUUAGAAUUCUGUUUUUCACGAGAAAAUUUAUCAAAGGACCUCUACUUGAUAUCCCAAAUGGAUAGUGAUCAGUUUGUCCCAAUAUGGACAGUUGCCAACAUGGAAGAAAUAAAAAAGUUGACUACAGAUCUCGAUCUAAUUCUUGAAGUGUUGAGAUCAUCUCCAAUGGUACAAGUUGAUGAGAGGGGUGAGAAAGUGAGACCGAGUCAUAAACGUUGUAUUGUGAUUCUCAGAGAGAUUCCUGAAACAACACCAGUAGAGGAGGUGAAAGCUUUGUUCAAAAAUGAAAACUGCCCCAAAGUGAUAAGCUGUGAGUUUGCGCACAAUAGCAACUGGUACAUCACCUUCCAGACAGAUACUGAUGCACAACAGGCAUUUAAAUACUUAAGAGAAGAAGUUAAAACAUUUCAGGGCAAGCCAGUCAUGGCAAGGAUAAAAGCCAUCAAUACAUUCUUUGCUAAGAAUGGUUAUCGAUUAAUGGAUUCUGGUUUGUAUAGUCAGCCCAUUCAAGCUCAAGCACAGUAUGCCUCACCAGUCUUUAUGCAGCCAGUAUAUAAUCCUCACCAACAGUACUCGGUUUAUAGUAUUGUGCCUCAGUCUUGGUCUCCAAGUCCUACACCUUACUUUGAAACACCACUGGCUCCUUUCCCCAAUGGUCAUUUUGUGAAUGGCUUUAACUCACCAGGAUCUUAUAAAACAAAUGCUGCUGCUCUGAAUAUGGGUCGGCCAUUCCCAAAAAAUCGCGUGAAGCCUCAUUUUAGGUCAUCCAGUGGCACAGAACACUCAACAGAGGGCUCUGUGUCAUUGGGGGAUGGACUAUUGAACAGAUCUAGUUCAAGGAACUUUGCACCUGAACUGCAUAACCCUACAGUAACAGGGCAUCAAGAGCAAACUUACCUUCCAAAGGAGUCUCCCAACUUACUGAUGGAACAAAAUGGGGACUAUGGUAGGGGCAGGAGAACUCUUUUCAGAGGUCGAAGACGACGAGAAGAUGAAAGGAUCCCAAGACCUCAUCCUUCGGCUGAAGCAAAGCCUCCAGCACCAAAGUUUGACUUACUAGCUUCAAAUUUUCCUCCUUUACCUGGGAGUUCAUCAAGAAUGCCAGGUGAACUCCUUUUGGAGAAUAGAAUGUCUGAUGUCGUUAAAGGUGUCGGCAAAGAAAAGGAGAAUGAAGACUUGAGAGUUAGUUGCCCAGACCCUGAAGAAGAUGAGCAGACAGAGUGCACUUCAGCCCAGCAACUCAGUAUCAGUACCAGUCCUCCACGUGCAACUGAGCUUCCUCUGUUAAGCAUGACUCAGCAAGAAAAAGAUACAAUAGAUGAUUCCACUGAUCAGAAGGAUGUUAUCAAUCAGAUAACUACACCAGUUUCUUCCCCGAGUACUGCAAAGCCAUCAAGAGCAAAUACAGCUUUACCAUGUAAUAGCAACAUAAAUGUAACCGCAGCUGUGCCCCUACAGGAGCCCCGAAAGUUAAGUUACGCUGAAGUAUGCCAGAAGCCCCCUAAAGAGCCAUCUCCAGUUCUUGUGCAGCCACUACGAGAACUUCGCUCCAAUGCAGGGUCUCCCACCAAAAACCAAGAGAAUGGAGCUCCUGAGAAGUCUGUCGAGAAACCACAUGAGAAGCCAGAAGCAAAGGCUAGUAAAGAUUAUUCCGGCUUUCGAGGCAAUACCAUUCCCAGGGGAGCAGCUGGAAAAAUCAGGGAACAGAGACGCCAGUUUAGCCACAGGGCUAUACCUCAGGGAGUGACUCGACGCAAUGGCAAAGAACAGUAUGUGCCACCCAGAUCACCAAAGUAAAAACAAACAAACAAAACUACUCAGAAACAUUCUCUCUUCCCAUUAAACUUGAGCCAUGACUGUUUGAACUGUUUUGGAGGGGAGGGAGUAGCCAGAAAGGAUAUGGAAAGUAUAUCCUUAAAUCAUUAUGGAUUUUGGAAUUAUGAGCAGCAGGAUCCCAAAAUUCAUCUCUAAAGUGAUUUUUAAAUGCUGGAGGAUUCCAAUCAGUAUAAAUAUACAUAUAUAAAUAUAUUAUAUACAUAUAUAAAAUAUAAUUUUUCUAUUCUUGUUUUUUAUUUUAAUUUGCAGAGAUUUUUCUGCCUGGAAUCAAUUUUGAGGGUUCAGAUUUAGCUUGGGGGAGAAACAUAACAUCCUUCAGUAUAGGAGAUGAGGGAAUGAGAGAAAAUAUUUUUUGAAGAAACAUUUCUGUAAAAAUUCGAAUUACUUUUUUUAAUCUAUUUAAAGUUUGGCUUAGAGAGUACCAUCUCUGACUAUAUGGCCUUGUGUUGCAAAACAGAUCGGUGGCUAGGGUGUCUGGUGUGGGUGUGAGUGUGUGCAAGAGUGAUUUCAGCCAAAUCUGUUGUCAUGUUUGAACAGUUUGAAAACUGAAUGUAAUACUUGAGAUUUUUUUUUAAUUUGAAAUUUAAUUUGUCCUUUUGACCUUAAUAAUAUUUCAUUCAGCAAGCUGUUAAGGCGCACUGAUUGUACUUGGAGUUGUGACUAGCAAUCAGUUUGAUACUCAAAGAAUGGGGUUAUUAAAUUUUUUAAAAUUUCAUCUUUGAACUGAAUAGGUCCAUGGAUUUCGAGAUUUAAACUAUCCCAUGAUUUCCACACCCCUCUCCCAAAAAUG
Fukomys damarensis (Damara mole-rat) is the source of this 3480-nucleotide messenger RNA. It is a transcript of the gene Larp4, whose product is annotated as La ribonucleoprotein 4. The record is from RefSeq and is a predicted model, not a curated record. Gene Ontology annotation, cellular component: cytosol; cytoplasmic stress granule. Gene Ontology annotation, biological process: positive regulation of translation. Lineage: Eukaryota; Metazoa; Chordata; Mammalia; Rodentia; Bathyergidae. Gene Ontology annotation, molecular function: mRNA 3'-UTR binding. The transcript has 17 exons. Bases 483 to 2651 code for a protein of 722 amino acids.